Acanthopagrus latus (yellowfin seabream) is the source of this 2499-nucleotide messenger RNA. RefSeq names its product zinc finger protein 260-like. Gene Ontology annotation, cellular component: nucleus. NCBI's taxonomy places the organism in Eukaryota, Metazoa, Chordata, Actinopteri, Spariformes, Sparidae. The record is from RefSeq and is a predicted model, not a curated record. The coding region runs from base 257 to 1792 and encodes 511 amino acids. Gene Ontology annotation, molecular function: DNA-binding transcription activator activity, RNA polymerase II-specific; RNA polymerase II cis-regulatory region sequence-specific DNA binding. The transcript is spliced from 2 exons. Gene Ontology annotation, biological process: regulation of transcription by RNA polymerase II.
CGCGAGGUUUGUCCCAGUGGAGUUGCCGUAGCAAACCGUCAGAGGCUCGCGCUGCGCUGCGCCGCUCAGAUCGGUUUUCUUCUGAUUAUUGAUGAUCGAUUAGAGAUGACCCGUCCACGGUAGUGACGUAGUGACAGUCUGGAUGAACGUGUGUGAUGGACUUUGUGCUGUUUGCUCUCAGAAUCAUCUCCCGCCACAUACAAGUAUACACACGUUAGCUUAGCAUGCUAGCUGUAAACAGCGUGACUGUGUGAAAAUGUGUAAAGUCCAGAUUCUGAGAUCGUUGGUGAAGCAGCGACUGACUGCGGCUGCUGAGGAGAUAUGUGCGCUGUUUGAAAGGACGAUAGCAGAGUACGAGGAGGAACUGUGUCGGUCCACAGAGCAGAACCAGCGACACCGGAACCUACUGGACUCUGCUUUAACGCCUCAGCUUCGGUUACACAGAGCAGAUGUCCAGCAGCUGUUGUUUGCUCAGAUAAAGGUUUCUCCCGAGCAGCAGGAGUGGAGCUCCAGUCUGGACCAGCAGGACCCAGAACCCCCACACAUUAAAGAUGAACAGGAGGAAGUGUGGACCAAUCAGGAGGAAGCUGAUAUCACUGAGUUCACAUUCACUCUUGUUCCUGUGAAGCGUGAAGAUGAUGAUGAAGAGAAACCUCAGUCCUCACAGCUUCAUCAAAGACAAACUGAACACAUGGAAACAGACUCUGACAGACAGGACUGUGGUGGACCAGAACCAGCCAGGAGCCCAGUUUCAGAUAGACAUUUACAAUCAGAGACUGAAGACAGGACAGGAGACUCUCCAGAACCUGAAGACUCUCCUGAACCUGAAGACUCUCCUGAACCUGAAGACUCUCCUGAACCUGAAGACUCUCCUGAACCUGAACCUGAACCUGAAGACUCUCCUGAACCUGAACCUGAAGACUCUCCUGAACCUGAGGCUGAAGACUCUCCUGAACCUGAGGCUGAAGACUCUCCUGAACCUGAAGCUGAAGACUCUCCUGAACGUCACACUGAAGACAAUGAUGAUGUCUGGAGUGAGACCAAAGAACCUCAGUCAAGUUUAAACUCUCAUAAAAACAUUGAACUCCCUGUAAGUGCUGUAGGAUAUGGCACUGGCAAGGUACAGUUUACUUCCUCUGACUGUGGUGAAAGAUCGAGCAAAAACUCAAAAUUGAACAUUUGUAUGAGGAUUCAGAAAGGAAAGAAACCAUUUAGUUGUUGUGAAUGUGGUAAAAGAUUCAACUUCCAGUGCCAUCUUAACAGACACACAAAGAGUCACACAGGAGAAAAACCACAUAGUUGUAGUGAAUGUGGUAAAAAAUUCAGCACACAGCAAGAUCUUGUCAGACACACGAGGAGUCACACAGGAGAGAAACCAUUUAGUUGUCGUGAAUGUGGUAAAAGAUUUACCCAACAGCAACAUCUUAUCACCCACACAAAGAUUCACACAGGAGAGAAACCAUUUAGUUGUGGUGAAUGUGGUCAAAGAUUUGACUACCAUAACGUCCUUAAGAGACACAGAAGGAUUCACACAGGAGAGAAACCAUUUAGUUGUCCAGAAUGUGGUCAAAGAUUCACUCUACAGCAGGAUCUUAUCAGACACACAAAGAUUCACACAGGAGAGAAACCGUAUAGUUGUAGUGAAUGUGGUAAAAGAUUCAGUCAACGGCAAAAUCUUAUCAGACACACGAGGAUUCACACAGGAGAGAAACCGUAUAGUUGUGGUGAAUGUGGUAAAAGAUUUACCCGACAGCAACAUGUUAUCUCCCACAUCAGGACUCACACAGGAUAGACAUUACAGAGUUGUUGUGAUUGUUGUUAAAGAUAAAAAUGUCUUUGCGCUGAAUGUGGUAAAUAAUUAAAUAAUAAAUGUAGACAUAAGAGACCCGACACAUGGCCGUACACACAGGUGUUAGGAGUAGAGGGAUUGUAGCUCCUCCUUUUCUUUCUUUUCUCUUUCCCUCUGUUUUUCACAAAUAAGUGGAUUGGUUUUCAUGAGAGAUCUAAGAGGUGUGGAUAAGCGGUGCUGAGGUUGAGAUGACCUCACUUGGAGAGGUGUGUGGCCUCCACACCUGAAAUCAAGAAGAAGAAGCCUGAAGACGAGACGCCACCAUCAUUCUUUGAACUGUGAACUGAAAACCAACGACAGAGCUCGCUGCUCCUGAGAGCGGCUGAACAGAUGGAAACAGACUCUGGUAAAGACAUUUACCAGAGUCUGAAGACAAGACUGAAAACUCCUGGUUGUGCAACAUUAAUAGGGAGUUUUGGGUUCGGCUAUCAAAAAUAAUUAAUGGUGAUCAGGAAUAAUGAUUAAUUGUGAUAACUAGUGAGAUCAAAUUCACACUGGAGCACCUUAAGUUAAUAAUUAGCUUAAUAACUUAAUUACUUAAUAACUACAACCAAUAUUACCACAACAGCUGUAAUAGUUGGAGCUCUUGUCAGAGUCACAGAGGUCAACAUUCACUCUUGUACACUAUUAAAUAAACAGCAUGAAGAUUC